AUGGCUAUGGAGAAUGAUAAUACUGUUGUUUCUGAGAGUUACAGCAGGUAUAUGAUUGUUAGGCCUGAAAAUGGUGGGAUUUUCGACCUCUUACGGUUCUGGGUAUCGGCAGACAAAAGGGGCGCUGCUAAGUUUAUCGAAAGCUCUGACUAUGGCGUCCUUGCGGAGGAGCUGGGUGGUGGUGAUGUGACGGCGCCUGACCAUCGAUGGGUGAUAUUCGUGUCUAUAAUAGUGAGGAAAAUCUUAUCCCUUUCUGGGAAGCCCAUGAAAUGGAUUGGCUACUUGAUCGAGUUUGUUCUUAAUCUUUUCUCCCUCAAUGGCAACCUCCUCGGUUUACUCUGCAACCUUCUCCAUGGAAAGGUAGUGAUGCCACAAAGAGGAUCUGAGACUUUUAUAAGCUUAAUAGGGCAUAUAGAUGGGCGAAUAGAUCUAUCUAGGACCGGUUCAGAGGAAGACACUGAUGAAACUUCUUUUGGGGAGAGAAGCAUGAAAGCAGAAAUUGGAAAUUGGCCUCUUAUGGACCUCUGUAUGAUGGCUGCCAAAUUAUCCUACGAGAAUGCCAAAGUCGUAGAAAAUGUUGUAAAUCAUCACUGGAAGGCAUGUCCUUUUUAUCAUUGCUCUAUGCAUUUUGUGGAGUUCUACAACUGCUGGAACGGUACGAAAAUCUUGCAUGCAUGUGUUUAA
Molecule: messenger RNA, 684 nt
Organism: Ilex paraguariensis (yerba mate)
Lineage: Eukaryota; Viridiplantae; Streptophyta; Magnoliopsida; Aquifoliales; Aquifoliaceae
Source: the annotation of a GenBank genome assembly